AUGUCCGGAAAGCCCAAGGUGUAUCAAGGUGUUAGAGUAAAGAUUACAGUUAAGGAGUUACUGCAGCAGAGAAGAGCACGACAAGCAGCAACCAGUGCAGCAACUGUAAUCUCUGGCCCAGGGAGACUGCCAAAGUCUGAGCAUAGCAGGCUGCUGAGGAUGGGGGAGAAGAACGUUCAGCCAGGGUCUCAGCCCCCCGGGAAGCUGCUUUCAACCACCCCCUAUCCCUGGAGGCUUUCUCUUGUCCAGUUGGAUCAGGCAGGGAAUGAAGGCACCAGAGCACCUUUUGAUGCAGAACCCAUCUCUUCUGUUCCCAACUAUUGUCCAUCAUGGCAGUUUUCGAAUUGCCUCUCCUGUGAAGAAAGCCCUAGCUCUUUGGAGCAGCUGGUAGAUUCCUGUCUUCAGACAGAUGCGCCCUUAGACCCAGCCUUCAGUGCUUUCCAGACGUCUUCUCGCUGCACCUCAGACGCCUUCCAGCCAGUCCCACUCUGCUUUAACCAGGGUCUGGCUGCCGGAUCCCCCACUUCAGCUGAUCUGUCCAGCCCGUUAAACUAUAGCUGCUCUCCUCCUCAGCUAUCUCCUUUCACCCCACUGACUCACUGCCCACCCUCUGCUCUGGACACCAAGACCUAUGGCUAUCCUGCGGAGGAGUGGUCCUGCCAUACCCCCUCCCCAUACACCACCUCUGCCUGCUGCUGCACUGCCUGUGGCUCCCAGCAUGCGGACAGCAAGGUCCCGCAGUACUUCCCCUGCCCCAACACGGACUGCAUGGACUACCUACCGCCCAUGGCCAUGGCCGACGACUUCUUCAGAAGGGAUAGGAACUGUGACAUCUGCUAUAGCUAA
This is a messenger RNA of Nipponia nippon (crested ibis), 846 nucleotides long. The record is from RefSeq and is a predicted model, not a curated record. NCBI's taxonomy places the organism in Eukaryota, Metazoa, Chordata, Aves, Pelecaniformes, Threskiornithidae.